AUGGAGGGUCUGGACCAAUGUCGCGAGGGACUUGAAUGGGAUGACGGGGGUUUUGAUCUGAAGCCACGCUGGGCACGAGAGCCCCAGCUUGAUGCUGUGCCCCAACUUUGCCGAAGGCCGCGAAGGGUUCUAGGUCUCGCGCAUGACGACCACUGUCAUGUCGCUUUUCAUGCAGAGGGCGCAUUCAACAAGCUAUAUCUGGUGGACGGCCCACGUGGCAAGUGUUUGCUCCGGAACAGGCUGACCGAUAUCGCUGCCGAGCCGGUCGUCUUCGACCCCAAGCCCGGCCAGCUCGUCUCCCGCUUCUUCUUCAGGGGCAACCACUUCCGCUACGACAUCCCGCGAGGGCCUUUCCCGUCGAGCCACGACUGGCUAAGCACCUACCUGGGCAUCAUCCGCCAGGAGCAAACCGACAUCCUCCAAAACGACGAUGAUGAAGACGUCCGCGAGGACGCUGAGUCGUGCUUGCAAGUUGCGACCAAGCUGGCGGCCCUGCUCCCCAAGAUCUUCCCGCCACUGCAACACCCCGCGGAGCGCACCGUUCUCUGGCACGACGACCUCUCACUCAGCAACAUUCUCGUCGACGCCGACAACGCCGAUGACGCCAAAGUCACGACCAUUCUGGACUGGGAGUGCGUCUCGUGCCAACCGCUGUGGGCGGCGACCGAGAUGCCCAAGUUCCUGCUCGGUCCGACGCGCGAGGCGGAGCCGGUCCGGGACGGGUAUGCGGACGAUGAUGGUGAGGAUGAUGUGCACGUGGGGGCCGAUGGACUGGACAACGAAGGCAGGACGGAGCUGUACUGGAUCCACCGGAUGGAGUAUGACAUGACGCGGCUGCGCAAGGUUUAUAACGAGCAGGUAUGGGAGCAGCUGGUGCCGUGGUGGGAGACGGAAGUUCUGUACGGGGCGCUGAAGCUUGAUUUCUUGGCGGCUGUCGAACAGUGUGCUGCGGGGUGGCAUCUCAAGGGGGUUGUGCGGUGGGUUGAGGCUGUCGAGGGGGGCAAGCACCCGCGUCUGAUGGACGUGCUUGACCCAAACUGGAACGGGUGUUCGGCAGUCUCUCGUCCCUCGCCACACUCGCAGGCAGGUGUCAGAACCUCCGGGACUCCCCGUGUGAACAAGAAGUCCCGCCUCCUCUACUACCCUGUCCGUAUCAACGAUUCCCCCCAUCCAGCGCAUGAUGGUGCCCGCGGCUCUCUCCACCGCCGUAGGCCCUUGAGGUCCCAAGGUUCGCGGUCGGCCCCUGUUGCCCCUCCUCGAGCUAAGUCUCUGCUGUAUCUUGCGGCAAGCGGUGAGGACAACGCUCCGCGCCGUCCUCUUGCCGCCUUGACCGUCGUCCAGAUCGGGUUGUUGGAGUCGGUUUUCGAAAUCGGCAAGCCGUUUGUUUAG
Molecule: messenger RNA, 1389 nt
Organism: Chaetomium globosum CBS 148.51
Lineage: Eukaryota; Fungi; Ascomycota; Sordariomycetes; Sordariales; Chaetomiaceae
Exons: 4
Coding region: 1-1389 (462 amino acids)
Source: RefSeq, a predicted model, not a curated record